Aricia agestis (brown argus) is the source of this 701-nucleotide messenger RNA. RefSeq names its product transmembrane protein 170A. The coding region runs from base 271 to 669 and encodes 132 amino acids. The transcript has a single exon. The record is from RefSeq and is a predicted model, not a curated record. NCBI's taxonomy places the organism in Eukaryota, Metazoa, Arthropoda, Insecta, Lepidoptera, Lycaenidae.
UUGCUAAAAUAUAUGAAGAUUCUCUAAAAGAACAAAAAAGAAUGAACUUUGCAACUAUAAUCCAUUACAACGUAAUGUAAUAGUGAAAAUAUAACAAUUUUACUGUUAAAACACCGCCACAAACAGCAGUUGGGUGAAGAUAAAUAUGUGAAGUGUUGCAAACUUAAUCAAAGUGAAUCAUCUCUACUGGAGUCGAAAAAUUCAAUAAUUUCAGCACAUUGGCAUAAAAACUAUCCUAAUGCAUUUGAGCAUUAAAAUAUACAAGACAACAUGUAUGACAUGUUGUCAGAAUUCCGAGUGUCAGAAUUUGACUCUUUUGUGGAUAUACUGAGGUUGACUCCUGGAGACCCCCUAGAUACUUUUGGCGAGAUGUGGUACCCUGUGUUCUUGUGGUCACUCUGUUCCUCUGUGUUUGUGCAUACUUGUGCAGCUCUAGUGGCUUUCGGUACAUUAAGGAAGCACAAGUAUGGAAAGUUCUUUCCUGUGUUAUUAAUAGUGAUGGGUAUAGUCAGUCCCGUUACUUCAGGCAUCGCUAGCAGUGCAGCAAUCGCUUUUAUUUAUCGAGCAGCGAACUUAGCAAUGCCUCCUAUUCAUGCUAUGAUCUGGGGUAUAGGACAAACAGUUUUAGGAGCAGGGAUUGGGUUUACACGCAUCUUAGCCACACUGUAAUUUACAUUAAAUAAAUCACUUGUAUCUCUUGA